UCGGCGCUCGUCUAGCCGCGCCUGUCGCCCGCUUCCGCUGUCGCGUUGGCGCCGCGGAGUCCCGGGAGGGUCCGGGGGCGCCAUGACCAACGUUUACUCCCUGGACGGGCUCCUGGUGUUCGGGCUGCUGCUGGUUUGCACUUGCGCGUACCUGCGGAAGGUGCCCCGACUGCGCACCUGGCUCCUGUCCGAGCGCAGGGGGAUAUGGGGAGUCUGCCACAAGGCUGCUGUGAUUGGGACCCGUCUGCAUGUGGCUGUGUCCGUGUCCUGUCUUCUCAUGGCCUUCUACGUCCUUGUGGGAAAGUGACCACGUGAGGAGCUGCUGGUGACAUGAGAGAGACCCUGGGACUGACUAGAGAUCUUGUGACUGAUUCUGAAGACCCCCAGUAUGGACCAGAAACCCUGGUACUGAUCCCAGUGUCCCAGUACCAACCACAGAUCCCGGUACUGACCCUGAACCACCCCCAGUCCUGCCCCUGGCAGCAACCUGGAUCCUGCGAGUGGCAACCCAGGGACCAUCAUGGCCCGUCAGCCUCCGUGAACGCACCAAGGGCAGCUGGGGGGGCCAACAGGGCACCUUUAGACUGUUGGAAAAGGAUUUGUCAUGAAUUCUGUAGAGAAGUGGGUGAAGGGACCCCCAGGACUCGGGGACUCAACUCUGCCUUGUGAGCCCCUUCUCUUGAUGCUGAGCAGGAUCCUAGUGAUACCAUAGCAGGCUGUGGGGGCCAAGUAGGGCCUGCCCCAUCCAUGGGAUUUUCCUAUGCUCCAUGGGAUUUUCCUAUGCUCCUGUAGCGUGGGGGCCCCUCAGGGGGGGUCUCCUUCUGCAGUGGGGGAUUGGUGACCCCCCCGGGUUGUAAAUACUGGACCACCACAUACAAAUAAAGUGGGGGUUCCUUUGUGGCA
Molecule: messenger RNA, 903 nt
Organism: Catharus ustulatus (Swainson's thrush)
Lineage: Eukaryota; Metazoa; Chordata; Aves; Passeriformes; Turdidae
Gene: TMEM167B
Product: transmembrane protein 167B
Exons: 3
Coding region: 83-307 (74 amino acids)
Source: RefSeq, a predicted model, not a curated record